Messenger RNA from Pseudomassariella vexata, 1913 nucleotides. RefSeq names its product major facilitator superfamily domain-containing protein. Gene Ontology annotation, biological process: transmembrane transport. The record is from RefSeq and is a predicted model, not a curated record. Gene Ontology annotation, molecular function: transmembrane transporter activity. The transcript has a single exon. The coding region runs from base 113 to 1726 and encodes 537 amino acids. NCBI's taxonomy places the organism in Eukaryota, Fungi, Ascomycota, Sordariomycetes, Amphisphaeriales, Pseudomassariaceae. Gene Ontology annotation, cellular component: fungal-type vacuole membrane.
UAUUAUUAUAUGCAAGAGUGCCAACCCCGCUCAGUCCGUUACAUACUAUCACCCACAUAAAGCUAUGGUCUGAAACAGUUUACCGAGGACUUACCUAGGUAACUAGGUAACUAUGCCAGCCCUUUCACGCUCAAUUAUCUGGCUGUACCACGAAUUCGGGCUCUCGGCCAUUCACAAGACGGGCCGCAAUGCGUACCUCAUCAUCCUCUCGCGCUCGUUGCGCAUGUUCGCCUAUGGAAGCACCUUCAUCCUGGCCCUAUUCUUUAACGAGCUUGGCUUCACCGACUAUCAGAUCGGCCUCUUCUUUACACUGACGCUGCUGGGCGAUGUGGUUCUUGGCACACUCCUAACACUCAUUGCUGAUCGUGUGGGGAGGCGGAGGAUACUGCUCGCUGGCUCAGGGUUGAUGGUGUUGAGUGGAACUGUAUUUGCAUAUUUUGACAACUUUGGCAUACUGCUGGUCGCUUCUAUUGUUGGUGUCAUCAGCGCCACAGGUGGUGACUUCGGCCCUUUCAGGAGUAUUGAGGAAUCCAUGCUUUCACAUCUCACCACGCCGGAGACGAGGGCAGAUGUAUUGGCUUGGUAUGUCGCGACAUCGACAUUGGGCUUGGCCGUUGGCAGUGAGAUGUCUGGGCGGAUAAUCCAUACGCUUGAAAACAAACCGGGUUGGACCCUGACCUGGGCUUAUCACACCCUGUUCUGGAUAUACGCCGUCAUGGGUGUUGUCAAUGCUGGCCUGAUGCUUCUCUUGACAGAAGCUUGCGAAAGCAAGCAACCUGAAGCUGAGAACUAUUCUCGAUUACAAGACGAGGAAGAGACGGUCGAGUCCCCAAGAGCCGAAAGUCACAUAGCUACAUCGAAUACUGCUUCAACACCAUUGCGUAGCAGGGCCAAGGCAGGGUGGAUCGGACGCUCCCUUGGGUUCUUCUCCCAACCGCUCUCGCAGAUCUCAAAGCCGACUCGUUUAGUCAUGUACAAGCUCUGGCUAUUGCUUGCUCUAGACUCAGUCGCCGAUGGCAUGGUGCCGAUAUCGAUAACGCAAUACUACAUCAACGAGAAGUUUCACCCGUUUAAAGCCACACUUGGGGAUGCCCAGUCAGGUGCAACACUCCUGGGAAGUAUUAGCACUAUUUUCGCUGGCCCACUUGCAAGGAAGAUCGGUUUGAUCAACACUAUGGUCUUUACGCACAUCCCAUCAUCAGCAGCAGUGCUCCUAUUUUCUGCUCCUUCGAGUCUGUGGCUCACCAUCGUACUGCUGUUGAUUCGGACUGGCCUGAAUAGCAUGGACCAGGCACCGCGUGCUGCUUUCAUCGCCGCCGUCGUGAAGCCAGAAGAGCGCACGGCUGUCAUGGGCAUUGCAAGCACAUUGAGGACCCUUGCUGCCACCCUGGGCCCUACUGUCACCGGUAUUCUGGCUGGCAACGAACGCUUCUGGAUUGCCUUUGUGGCAGCGGGUUGCUGUCGGUUGGUUUACGACGCGGGAUUGUAUGCCAUGUUUGUCAAUAUGCCAUUGCAUCAAAACGAGGGUGACGUUGCGGUGGUUCCUUCAGCGGAGGUUGCGGACGAGUUCGCAUUGCAAAAUUUGGGAAACGAGGAUGAGGACGAUAACAUAGUCGAGAUCAGUUCAUUUCAUACAGUUGAGCCAAGGCCCAAGGUGGAAAGAUUCGAUAGCAACAAACCUCGCGGUAGUUCAACUCUGUCUUCGGGCAUUGAGCUAGCCAGCUGAUUUGCAAAUUUACUAUAUUCAAUUCCACUUUUGAAUUUCAACUCUCAUAUGGAUGAAAGUUGUUGGUUUACUCAAGUGCAAGGCAACGUUGGGGACUGAUCGCGCUUAAACAUGACUUCAUAAGGGUUAUCGGCAAUAUGGUUAUAUAGAUAGCAAAUAUAGAGAUAGCAGAUAUAGUAGACAGAGA